This is a messenger RNA of Onychostruthus taczanowskii (white-rumped snowfinch), 2546 nucleotides long. It is a transcript of the gene SRPX2, whose product is annotated as sushi repeat containing protein X-linked 2. The record is from RefSeq and is a predicted model, not a curated record. NCBI's taxonomy places the organism in Eukaryota, Metazoa, Chordata, Aves, Passeriformes, Passeridae. Bases 192 to 1580 code for a protein of 462 amino acids. The transcript is spliced from 10 exons.
CCAAGGGGGAAAGUAAGUUUGCUCAGCACAAGCAGAGCGACCAGGCAGGAGGGACAGACAUCUGAGCAGUGACAAGGCGACAGAGGGGGCCGCCAUCCCGCCUCCAGCCCCGCUCCAUCCUCUCCAUCCUCGCGGCUGCUCCCGGUCCCGGCGCGGCAGGUGGGCUCCCACCGCCCCCCUGGCUGCCCGCGAUGGCGCAGGGGACAGUCCCCGUCCUGCUGCUGGUCCUCGCCAGGCUGGUGUCAUCCACGUGGCACGAAGGGUCCGGCUACUACCUGGAGAGUCACACCAACGAGGUGUACGCAGAAGAGCCGCCCCCUGAGCCUGCCCUGGAUUACCGCCGAGUGCCCCAGUGGUGCGCCACGCUCAACAUCCACCGCGGAGAGGCCACUUGCUACUCUCCCCGGGGCAGCUCCUACCGCAGCAGCCUGGGGACACGCUGCGAGCUGAGCUGCGCCCGCGGCUACCGCCUGGUGGGUCCCAGCGCCGUCCAGUGCCUGCCCAGCCGCCACUGGUCGGGGAUGGCGUACUGCCGACAAAUCCGGUGCCACGUGCUGACGGCGGUGCUGCGGGGCUCCUACGCGUGCUCGGCGGGCGUGCAGAUGGAUUCCCGCUGUGACUACACCUGCCUGCCCGGCUACCAGCUGGAGGGCGACCGGAGCCGCGUCUGCAUGGAGGAUGGGCACUGGAGCGGGAGCGAGCCGCUCUGUGUAGAUCUGGAGCCUCCCAAGAUCCGCUGUCCGGACUCCCGGGAACGCAUAGCAGAGCCAGGCAAGCUGACUGCCACCGUCUACUGGGACCCUCCCCGCGUCAGGGACUCUGCCGACGGUGUCAUCAAGAGGGUGAUGCUGCGGGGCCCGGAGCCCGGCUCCGAAUUCCCCGAGGGAGAGCAUGUGAUCCGCUACACCGCCCACGACCAGGCUUACAACCGCGCCAGCUGCAAGUUCAGCAUCCGCGUCCACGUGCGGCGCUGCCCUGUCCUGAAGCCUCCGCAGAACGGCUACAUCUCCUGCACCUCCGACGGCAACAACUACGGAGCCACCUGCGAGUACCUGUGCGACGGGGGCUACGAGCGCCAGGGCACCUCCCUGCGGGUCUGCCAGUCCAGCCAGCAGUGGACGGGCUCCCAGCCCCUUUGUGCCCCCAUGCAGAUCAACACGGACGUGAGCUCGGCCGCCAGCCUGCUGGACCAGUUCCACGAGAAACGCCGCCUCUUGGUCAUCUCGGCCCCCGACCCCUCCAACCGCUACUACAAGAUGCAGAUGAGCAUGCUGCAGCAAGCUGCCUGCGGGCUGGACCUGCGGCACGUCACCACCGUGGAGCUGCUGGGGCAGCCCCCCCACGAGGUGGGGCGCAUCCGGGAGCACCGCCUGGCCCUCGGCAUCAUCGAGGAGCUCAGGCGCUUCCUGCACCUCACCCGCUCGCACUUCAACGCGGUGCUGCUGGACAAGGCGGGCACGGACCGCGAGCGCUACAUCGCCCCGGUCAGCCCCGACGAGCUCUUCGUCUUCAUCGACACCUACCUGCUGAGCGAGCGGGAGGCGGCGCGGCGGGCACAGAGCGGGGACCCCUGCGAGUGACCCCCGCCCUGCCCUCCGGGGAUGGACACCUCCCUUCCUGCUUUUCUAGUCGCCCACUGCAGAGGAGGAGCAGGGUGCCCGGGAGCUCCGGGGAAGGGGAGCCCCUCCCUGGCUGCUCUGGCACGCAGAGGUGAGCAGGGACUGUGUGCCAGCAGUGUCCCUCUGCCCAGAGCCAGGAGCUGUUUCCAGCUGGGGCAUGGCUCAGCCCAGCCAGGACCCUGGUGGGAGACACUGGAGUGCCCCUGCUCAACCCCAGGGCAGGGGGAGAGAGGCAGGGCAGGCAGGGCAGGCUGGCCAGCAGUGUGACAGCCUCUAGCACAGCAGCUUCAGCCUCCCCACGGCUCACCCUGGGCACAACCUUGACCCGAUGCCUCCCACUCUGAAAGCCCUGAUGAAAAGCAAAUGGCCCCACGCUCAGCAGAGCCCACAGCAGCCAAGCAGCGUGCAGUCCAGCCUAAAGGGCUUGCAUCUCCCCUGCCACUCACUCCCGCUCCCACCACCCACGGGGAGCCCUUUCUGGGAACUGCUUUGGCAGUAGAACUUCAAGUUGAAAUAAAUAGGUUUGUAUAAAAAGUCAGCGCUGGCACAUGUGUCACUGAGAGGCCUGGGAAACAAAUGUUUCCUGGAGACCACAAACCCCAACGCCCCAGGCUGAGCCCACACAGUUCCAUCCACCCAGUGCUGCAUCUGGAGCUGGGCUGAGUAUGGGGAACAGGGUGGAGAGGACAAGGACAGAGCAGACUCUAGAACAGGGUGGUAGAAAAAAAGAAUGAGAAGAAAUAAAAACACAAUGACAUUUAAAAGCAUUUUGCCCGGGGGAGAAGAAGGGAGGGUCCACGAGGACUGCAGUUCAGCCUGAAAUCUGGUACAAGAGGAAAACCCUUUAAACGAAGCUAGACCAAGAAGACUUUCUGCCCAAGCCUGUUUAGAGACGGUCAUGUUUAUUAAAGUGUAAGAAAAAUAAAA